AUGAGUCUUGCUAGGAUGCACAUCGCCGCAUUCCUACUGGUGCUCGGGCUCUGCAACGCGGAAAGUACCGGAAGCGGAGAGAUCAAGGUGAACGACUCGCUUGCUAUCGAACGCACUGUUGCCGACGAUGCCGGCGCCGAUACCAGCGCGAAAGCGGCUGUCGAUAGCGCCGAGGAGGAGGCUGUCGAAGAGAACCUGCCGAUCUUACCUCCGUUAAUACUUCUGGAUUUCGACAACGGCACGGCCGACGAUAACGCGACCGCCGACGAGAAAUCGAAGCGCACGGUGAACAACGGCCUCGGCUACGGCUUCGACCGGAACUCCCUACUCGCACCGCGAAAAUACAAUUACUACUUUCCCGCCGGGAAAACCGGAACCACCGUGAGCAUAGAGGAGUCAAUCAGCCCGUUUCUUCCACGGACCAUCAUCGAGAGAGCGCGGCCGAGACCGGUUACCGGUGAAUCACACGAGAAGCCCGGGCAGCAAGGGUCGUUUAGCGGUUCGGCGUCCGACCGGCGAAGCCGUAUCUUCCGAUAUUACAUAUCGCCCACGGCGAAAUCUCAGCCGACGUUCGGCCUGCGGACGAAGUUGACGAAAACGACUAAUUCUUAUCAAAGGUACCCUUCCAUCAUCAGGCCCUCCGUCAAGAUUUACUCGAACGAAGACUAUCGGAACGGCGCGUACGCAUCUACCACCUCGCGACCCUUAGCGUACAGCUCUACGGAAGCGACGGGUCACGUCACUUCGAGCCCGCAGAGUUACAUGGCCUCGAGUGCGUACACUUACGUCACGCCGGUCCCGACGACGUACGAAGAGCCCUCUCAGAGUUAUCUGGGACAAGGUAGUCAACACACGAUAAACGUGCAGGGCUACUCGAGAGCGGUGCAAAGUGUAGAUUCUUCGACGGCCAGUCCCGAGGGCGUCACUUAUCUCGAGAAUGUAGACGUUCGGUCGAGGACGAGUCCUCGAGGUUACGUUCGACCAGGCUCGAACGUGGUGGAGCCGUCCUCUCCCGGAUCCGCGGAAGUGUCCGGCUACGUGGAGAGCGCCGGUCCCUUUGCCGAUCUGCCUAGAUACACGGUGGAAAAUGGCGUCAGGUAUGAGAACAAGAUUUUUUGGAAGUAUCCGGACGGUAGAGUGUCCGACGUGCCCCCCAUGACGUACGAGACGUACUCGGAAUAUCCAGCCGCGUUACAGGCCGGCAAGCCUCAGGUAAUGUCCGUCUAUGAGUCCGCUUCCACGGAGAACAGCGUGCUGUCGCAGGGCCCGGUGCAGUUCCCGAUGGCGCCGGAAAGCGGCGCGCCGCCGAGUCCCUUCAUCUCCGCCGAGUCUCUGUCGAAACUGCCGCAGCAGCAAGUGUAUCGGCUGGGCUACCAGAAUCUCGUGGGACAUAAGCAGGCUGUUGCGCAACAGGUGAAGGCCAGUAGCGGGGUUUCAGCGUUUGCGACCCCGUCGCCCCCGAGGAACUCCUUCAGGACGAACAGGAAGAAUCAGAAGAGUCGGUACGAAACGUCGGGCGGUCCGGUCUCGAGAUACAUGGUGAACAGCCCGAAUGCAGAGUACACGGACUCUUACACGACGCAGAGCACCCCGAGGAGCACGACACCGUCUAGCUUCUUCCCGCAGACAGUUGGCAGUAAUCUGCCGAGACAGACCACCGCCAGCGGCAAGAACCUGGAGAGCUACUCGAACUUGCAGUACUCGGAUCUCCUGAACUACAAUCCGUCGAUCUCGCAGUACAUCAAGAAUCCCGCAUCCAUUCUCAACGUGCAGCCCACCUUUGUGCAAGCCGGAAGUUCUCUGAUACCUGUGAUCAUUUUAAGAGUCGAUGGCGUACCUCCUAUUCAACCGAAGGCCACGCCGAAUGUGAACCUAAAGGCUCUCUUGCAGCAGUACCUCGUUCAAUACGCCAACAGUAUCGAGGAAUUAGCGCGGCCAUCUAAUUAUGAUCUCGGCGAUGAUCUGACGAAGGAGCAAAAUUCCUUUUCCAUAAAUCAUCUGCGGGAACUGGCACGACUGGCGCAGAGCACAGGCCGUGAUCUGAUCGCUAAUCCAACGGAAUCUUACCUCGGAAGAUCGAGUUACGACACGAGCAACUUGAAUGCCGAGAAAAGUCUUCCUAGCGGAAAAUACGGUCAGCGCACUGCGGCAAGGCCGAAAGUGAAGAGCGUGCAGAUCGUGGAGGAUCCAAGAUUCCCGAAUUAUAGAGAGAAAAAUUGA
This is a messenger RNA of Dinoponera quadriceps, 2220 nucleotides long. RefSeq lists its product as uncharacterized. NCBI's taxonomy places the organism in Eukaryota, Metazoa, Arthropoda, Insecta, Hymenoptera, Formicidae. The record is from RefSeq and is a predicted model, not a curated record. The transcript is spliced from 3 exons. The coding region runs from base 1 to 2220 and encodes 739 amino acids.